UUUCACAUCCGAUCUAAAGGACUUACUCGAUGACGACGACGACGACGAUUGUGGCUAUCAAGUCGUCUCUUCCCCCAUAUUCGUCCCUCUUCCCGAUUCCGUACAUGGAACACAGUCGUCUCCGUCGUUCGAGGUCCCCGUCGCUCAUCUAUACCUAUCCGGAGCUCAGGAACGCUUGAAGGGGAAGGGUCAUCAUUCGCUGGUUUACGAGGCUGAAUGGGAAUUACCGCGCACUUUGCUCCAGUGCAUAUCGAACCCUGGAAGAGACGGUCAAUUCGCGCCGUGGGAAGCAGGAUUGAGAAGGGAGGAUAUAUGUUGGCCGUGUGUGCGCGACGCGUUGAAAGUCCGGUUGGAUGAAACCAACGACUCGUCGGGCGAUCCCUCUGACUACCGAGCAAUGCGCACCAUCACCCUUCAUCCCUCCCAAUGGACCUCGAUUCUCUCAUUCCCACACUCGUGCUCUCAUCCGUCAGCCUCUCCUCCCGUGCUCCAUCCCUCCACCGCCUCCGUCCGCAUUACCGCUAAACUAUCGUUCGAGAACGAUCGACAUCUGGUCAGAGAAGCGGCGAAUUAUCAGAGGUUCGACGAGAGCUUGUUUGAGCGGUGGAGUGGGUUGCAGAUAGUGCCGCCCUUGAAGGAUCCGACGCCGUGUGGGGCGGUGGUGCCGCAGUUCUAUGGGUUCUAUAGGCCGGAUGUGGACGAGACGGACGACGAAGAUGAGAGGAUGGAUGUGGACGAGGUUGGUCGGGCUGGUGAGAAAGAAAAGAAGAAGAAGUGGUAUCAGAGCAAUAUCUUGUUGUUGGAGGACUGCGGGGAGCCGAUCAAUGUCGACGAGUUGGAUAUCGAUGAUCGUCAAGAAUGCGCUGCCCUCGUCUUCCGCCUGCAUCACAACCGCUGGACACACAAUUCCUUUUACGCCCGCAACAUCCUCGUCCAACACGGCGACGUUUCGCACUCUGACCACACCGAAGAUCCCUCCAUCCCGUCCUCUAACCGUCGUUUCCGAUUAUCGACUUCAGCCGCGCGAUCCAGUACGGAGAUGACGGUCAUGCUCUUUUCAAAGACCCAGACCGAGAAGCUCGGGCCCAGCAGCGAAGAAUCGAGCGGGAGAAGGAGUUGCAGGCAAAGAGAGCCAUUGUGA
Messenger RNA from Stereum hirsutum FP-91666 SS1, 1141 nucleotides. RefSeq lists its product as uncharacterized. NCBI's taxonomy places the organism in Eukaryota, Fungi, Basidiomycota, Agaricomycetes, Russulales, Stereaceae. The coding region runs from base 398 to 1141 and encodes 247 amino acids. The record is from RefSeq and is a predicted model, not a curated record. The transcript is spliced from 2 exons.